Messenger RNA from Hydra vulgaris (swiftwater hydra), 3467 nucleotides. Its product is annotated as zinc finger BED domain-containing protein 4-like. Gene Ontology annotation, molecular function: protein dimerization activity; DNA binding. Lineage: Eukaryota; Metazoa; Cnidaria; Hydrozoa; Anthoathecata; Hydridae. The record is from RefSeq and is a predicted model, not a curated record.
AAGCUUCGGCUUCGGCUUCGGUUUGCCGAAGCUUCGGCAAUUUUGCCGAAGCUUCGGUUCGGCCGAAGCCAUGGGCGUUUUUUGCCGAAUCAUUGGCUUCGGCAAAAAAAUGGACAUUACUAAGCUGGCAUUCGACUGAGGAAGACAUUUUUUAAACGUUCACACGUUGUCUGUUUUCCGAAUAAAACGUAGUUGAACGUUCAAAAUUCUUCUUUUUCUUUUCUUCUUCUGAGAAAUUUAAAUAAGCCUCUGAUUUAUACAGUUGCGAAGAUUAAAUGAAUCCAGCAACGGCUUUUGGAGGUGGCAAGGCCGCGUGUAGGGCGGCUAAAAACGGCACGAUAGCGGAUAGAAAGUAAAGUUACUUAAUGAAACACAUUGAUUUUUUUAUAAUCACUCAAUAUAAGCUGAUUUAAAUAAACUGUAACAUUAUAGUAAACUUUAUAUAAUUAAAUACCAUAAUAUAAUUAAAUACCAAAAUUAUUAAAAUUUAAUUUUUUUAGCAUUUAGUUAUUAGUUAGCAUCAACUUCUAAAAUCCGAGUUAUGUUAAAUUAUAUAUUUUUUAAUAUUAAAUUAAAAUUAAAAAUUAAACCUGGAAAUAAAUCUUCAUUUAAAUUUACUUAGAUGUAACUAAAACAUAGCGCACGAGAGUUAAGAGAGUUAACUAUUCUCGAAAUUUUUAAAAAUCUAUACAAUAAGUUAAUUUUAACGCACAAAACAAUUUUUAUUCAGAAAGUUUGUUUUACUAAGUCACAGACAGAACGCAGAAAGACACUACACAGAAAGACACUACACAGAAAAGACACUACACAGAAAAGCACAAUUGAAAUGUAAGUCAAUUGCGUUUGUUUUUGAUUUUGUAUGCUGGAUCAUUAGUAAAAGUAAAUAUACCUGCUCUACAAAUAUAGGUUAAUUGGUUAUUUACGACUUCGAUUUUUUUUAAUUCAAAUAAUAUUUGAAUCAAAAAAUUGAACGAAUAUUGUUUAUUUCAAUAAAUAUUAUUAAAGGUAAGAAAAUAAUUAAACUUUCUAUUUCAAUUUUCAGAAUUGUUAUUAUAACUUUAAGUUAUCCAUUAGCGCAUUAUGGCUACCUCAUCGCGAAGUAAAAAUCCCUUAUGGAAUCAUUUUAAAGUGAGUGAUGAAGAUGUUGGCAAAGCCAUCUGCAUACUUUGCAAGAAGAUUUUGUCUAGAGGAAGUAAAGACGCACACAACAUGUCAACAACAAAUUUACAAAACCAUCUGAAAAAAGUACAUUACAAUAUACAUAGCAUGAUUCUUUCUCAGAAGAAAAUUAUUAACCACGAAUCUUUACCAAAUCCAAAUGAAAAGUCUAUAAAACAACUUUGCACUACUCGAACAAUAUGCUUAGAUAGAACAAGCUCUGCUGAAUCAGUGCAAAUCAUUACCAGCACUGCCACAGAUGAAACGCAGGGAAGCUCGCGUGUGUCUAAUAACACAAUUGCCUUUUUUCAAAAAGCAUCGACACAGGUCUCACUGCGGGAGAUUUUGCAAAGAAAAGAAUUGUGGCAACUUGAUAAUCCUAAGGCUCAAGCUAUUACCAAGCUUAUUGGAGAAAUGAUAUGUUUAGACUUGCAGCCAUACUGUAUUGUUGAAGAUAAAGGUUUUAUCCGACUUUUAAAGAACUUAGCUCCAAACUAUACAAUACCUAGUCGAAAGUAUUUCUCCACAAAAGUCAUUCCACUGAUGUAUGAAACCAUAAAAGCCAAAGUAAAAUAUGAGCUUGAUCAAGCAGAUUUCUUAAGUUUAACUAGUGAUGGUUGGACCUGUCAGCACACAAUUCAAUCGUAUUACAGUUUAACAGCUAGAUUUGUGCUGUGGCUAAACUAAAGGAAAUUCAAAGUCAACUAAAAUUGCCAGAGCAUAACAUAAUUCAAGAUGUUUCCACAAGAUGGAAUUUGACAUACUAUAUGCUUGAAAGGUUCAUUGAGCAGAAAAAAGCUAUUACAUUGUAUUGCAUUACCAGAAAUCAAGCAAAUGCAAAAAAUCCUACGGAAAAUCAAUGGCAACUUGCUGAAAUGCUUGUAUGCAUAUUAAAACACUUCGAAAGUACUACAAAAGACAUGAGUAAAGAAACGGCAUGUAUAUCAGAGAUUAUACCAUUUAUCUAUGCAAUGGAAAAGUUUCUAGACUACGCUUGUGACACGGCAACUGAAAUAAAAACUGUUGUUGAUGAACUUAAGAAAGAUUUUAACUGUCGUUUUCAAAAAUACAAGGAUAAUGUUGAUUUAAAAAUCGCGAUGAUGCUUGAUCCUCGUUUCAAGUUAAAGUUUGUUGAAGACAAGAAUCAUAAUAUGUUUAAAGAAAUACUCCAUUUAGAGUUCUACAGUUUUUGUUCCAAAUCUCAUUUAGAACAAGUAAAAGAAAUUGAAUUUGGUGUAGCAAGAGGUAGUGGAUCAGACUCAGAAGAAUCAUUAAGUUCAUUUUCAGAAUCUAAAAUUCAUGAGUCCGACUCAGAUUUUGAUGGCCAUGGCUCUCCAUUAAAAAAAAAAAAACUAAUGAGCAUGGACAUAUAUAGCUUGUUCCACCAAAUCGGUGCAAAUGAGUAUGCUCUACAAAAUUCAGAAAAUUCUGACGGACGGAGAAAAAAGAAAAAAAACACUAGUUCAAUGGGAAAAACUCUAACUGUCAAAGAAAAAUGCACCGAUGAAGUCAACUUCUACUUGAGCCUUCCAAUACUGCCAAAGAAUGAAUGCCCUUAUAAGUGGUGGAGUGCAUACCGUUACACUUCCUCUGAUAAAGAUACUUACAAGUUGAAUUUGUCAAAGUUUUCAAAGAAAGUUUUGUGCGCGCCUCCUUCAUCUGUAAAAAGUGAACGCUUAUUUAGCACAUCUGGAAACAUAUUUGAAGCAAAAAGAAACAGACUAUUACCCGAACAUGGAGAACAGAUUGCAUUUUUAAAUUGUAAUAUGCCUGCUUUCAUUGAAUAAAUUUUUAUUAACUAAAUAAUAGACUGUAGCUUCUUAGUUCAACUGAUUCAACUUUUUAACAAAAUUUAAAACAAAUACCAAAUUUUGUGUUCAAAUUAAAAUAAUGACUACUUUUAUAUUUUUACAUUUUACGUGUUUACAUUUUUAUAAAUUCUUUCAAAGAAUAGACCAUAAUUUACCUUAAGUAUCAGUAAAUGUCUAAGAUUUAGUGAUGUAAUCUUUCCUAUACCUGCUAGAUAUAUAGAGUUAAGACUCUAAAUUUCACUCUCUAAAUUUUUGUACAAAAUUUGUUUAAUUUUUUAUAAUAUUGGUUUUGUUUUAUAAUUUUCCUAAAAUGGGCAUGUAGGCCAAAACAUUGAAACCUAAAACAUUGAUAUAUAAUUUUGAAAGCAACUUGAUUAUUCAAAGCACCGUGGUGAAGUAAAUUGAGCUUUAAAUUACGUAUAGCUUAAGCCGAAGCUUCGGCUUCGGCAAAGUGGCUUCGGCCGAAGCUUCGGCUUCGGCAAAAUUGCAGCUUCGGUA